Messenger RNA from Myotis davidii, 1150 nucleotides. RefSeq names its product RAB34, member RAS oncogene family (gene RAB34). Gene Ontology annotation, molecular function: GTPase activity; GTP binding. The record is from RefSeq and is a predicted model, not a curated record. Gene Ontology annotation, biological process: endocytosis; phagosome-lysosome fusion. Bases 60 to 818 code for a protein of 252 amino acids. NCBI's taxonomy places the organism in Eukaryota, Metazoa, Chordata, Mammalia, Chiroptera, Vespertilionidae. The transcript is spliced from 9 exons.
UGGGUGGUCCCCUCCCCACCCCUGGCCCCGGGCUGCUUGGCUGUGGGACGGGGGCCAGGAUGGUGAGUCUCCUGCUCCACCCGCGGCAGCACCUGAGGAAGGAGGCCGCCUUGCACGUGCGCAGAGACUUCCACCCCCGGGUCACCUGCGCCUGCCAGGAGCACCGGACCGGCACCGUGGGCAGAUUUAAGAUCUCCAAGGUCAUUGUGGUGGGGGACCUGUCGGUGGGGAAGACUUGUCUCAUUAAUAGGUUCUGCAAAGACACCUUUGAUAAGAAUUACAAGGCCACCAUUGGAGUGGACUUUGAGAUGGAACGAUUUGAGGUGUUGGGCAUCCCCUUCAGUCUGCAGCUCUGGGAUACCGCUGGACAGGAGAGAUUCAAAUGCAUUGCAUCAACCUACUACCGAGGAGCUCAAGCCAUCAUCAUUGUCUUCAACCUGAAUGAUGUGGCCUCCCUGGAACAUACCAAGCAGUGGCUAGCUGAUGCCCUCAAGGAGAACGACCCUUCCAGCGUGCUUCUCUUCCUUGUGGGUUCCAAGAAGGACCUGAGUACUCCCGCUCAGUAUGUGCUAAUGGAGCGAGACGCACUCAAGGUGGCCCAAGAGAUGAAGGCUGAGUACUGGGCAGUCUCGUCUCUCACUGGUGAGAAUGUCCGGGAAUUCUUUUUCCGUGUGGCGGCACUGACCUUCGAGGCCAACGUGCUGGCUGAGCUGGAGAAAUCAGGGGCCCGGCGCAUCGGGGAUGUUGUCCGCAUCAACAGUGAUGACAAUAACCUCUACCUAACUGCCAGCAAGAAGAAGCCCACAUGUUGUUUGUGAGGGACUGCCCAGCCCUGGGGCACUGUGCCACUUUGACUUGCCUGGAACUCUCUCCCUGGACAUCUGCAAUGACUAUUAGUCCAAACCAAAGAGCUGCCCGUUGGUGGCAGUACCCCCAGAGGGGUAGUUGGGACCAUGCUAGUCACUUCCUGCCCCUGGGCACCAUACCAAAGACUGGAUGCCCCCUCAUCCAGGGACUCCGCAGGGUGCCCAGUGGUGGGGAGGUGGUCCCUGCCGCUUUUGCUCAACAUGCUGGGCCUUGGGGGUAGGAGGAUGCUAAAUGAUCCCAGCCUCACACUGUGCCUUACGCAUUAAAAUCUCUGUUAUUAGCA